CAGGGAAGGGAUAAAAGGGGAGGAGUGGUUGCGUCAGGGUGUUUGACUGGGCUCUCGGCUUUGUUUCGAAGUUGUGUAUCGUCCAGUGCUUCCAGCAUGUCCGGCCGCGGGAAACAGGGAGGUAACUACGCCGAGCGGGUGGGCGCCGGAGCUCCUGUCUACAUGGCGGCCGUGCUGGAGUACCUGACGGCCGAGAUCCUGGAGCUGGCGGGCAACGCCGCCCGCGACAACAAGAAGACGCGCAUCAUCCCCCGCCACCUGCAGCUCGCCAUCCGCAACGACGAGGAGCUCAACAAGCUGCUGGGCAAGGUGACGAUCGCGCAGGGCGGCGUGCUGCCCAACAUCCAGGCCGUGCUGCUGCCCAAGAAGACUGAGAGCCAUAAGGCUAAAAGCAAGUAAACUUGGCCGGCAAAGAUGCUCUUUGUGCGACGUUACAAACCAAAGGCUCUUUUCAGAGCCACCCAUUUCCUCAGAAAAGAGUUGUAUUGCUUUCUUUACAAAGGGCUCUGGUGCUGAUUUUUCAACAGUACUAGCUUGAACUGAAACUUGUGUUGCUGUGUUUUAAAACCUGGUUUCUACUCGAAACGACUUGAUACAUUUGUUUUCUAGUCCGUGCUUUUAAAUCAGCGCUAAUAUUUUCGAACUUAUUCGUUUAACUUUUCAUUGUAACACUUAGUAAAGGAUUGGUUCUUCGAGA
Molecule: messenger RNA, 697 nt
Organism: Prinia subflava (tawny-flanked prinia)
Lineage: Eukaryota; Metazoa; Chordata; Aves; Passeriformes; Cisticolidae
Product: histone H2A type 2-C-like
Exons: 2
Coding region: 97-399 (100 amino acids)
Biological process (GO): heterochromatin formation
Cellular component (GO): chromatin; nucleosome
Molecular function (GO): protein heterodimerization activity; DNA binding; structural constituent of chromatin
Source: RefSeq, a predicted model, not a curated record